UAUUCUCAUAAUAUUUCAAAGAAUGGUUUCAUCAGAUGAUUGGACGAAGUGUGCGAUGAGAGAUGGAGAAGUGGUGGCAGAGCUUUUGGUAAAGCUUAAACAAGCCAAAGUAAUCAAGAAUCCUAUUGUAGCAGCACUCCGGUGGGGAAUCCAGCAGCCACGGUCUCGGUGUCCGAGAAAAGAAACUGAAUCUAGAUGUAGUCCAAGUACACCACUAUCUUGGAGUGGUGGUUGUGGUGGUUCUUCUUCUUCUCCAUCUGGUUAUGUCGAUGGUUACGAAGCCACUAGUCGUCAAAUCAGUGCCGUUGGAUCUAGAUCCAAGGUUCUUGUAACUUCAGAUUUGGAUUUUGAUGUCAAGAGAUUACAGAGGAAAAAGAACAUUGCAUCACUUAGAUCACCAUUCAGCGAGCGAGGCGUCGAAAACAAUAACUUGAAGAGAAUGAAGAUGAAUCAUAGUCAGAAUUUGGCAGAGAAUGAAAAUCGCAAGGCGGAUGGCAAUUUCUUGCUACCAGAUUUGAAUAUAAUGCCAUGUGACGAAAAUAGUGAUCAUUAUUCGUCUUUGGGUGUGGAAACAACACUAUAUGGGAUAAGGAUUAUAAGUUGAAAGAAACUCACUUAAUCAUGAGAAGUGGUUUUGAGAAUCUGGUUCGAUCAGAGUAAGCUGAUUUGAUCAUCUUUCGCUCGGCUUUUGAAAAGGGUUCGCGCCACGCAAUAGCUCGAAAAGACCAAAGAUCUUCUGUGUAUAAAUUCCUCAAGGAAGUUUCCAUUAUGGGGUGGCAUCUAAUUUUCUAUAAAGAUCAUCAGCAAUG
Molecule: messenger RNA, 809 nt
Organism: Arabidopsis arenosa
Lineage: Eukaryota; Viridiplantae; Streptophyta; Magnoliopsida; Brassicales; Brassicaceae
Source: the annotation of a GenBank genome assembly